Ostreococcus lucimarinus CCE9901 is the source of this 408-nucleotide messenger RNA. RefSeq lists its product with no specific name. The transcript has a single exon. The coding region runs from base 1 to 408 and encodes 135 amino acids. Gene Ontology annotation, molecular function: peptidyl-tRNA hydrolase activity. Gene Ontology annotation, cellular component: cytosol; mitochondrion. The record is from RefSeq and is a predicted model, not a curated record. NCBI's taxonomy places the organism in Eukaryota, Viridiplantae, Chlorophyta, Mamiellophyceae, Mamiellales, Bathycoccaceae.
AUGAGCGAUGAAGAGGCGGGCGACGGGAUCGGGGGGGACGUCGGGACGAGGGACGAAGAGCACAAGAUGGCGCUGCUGGUGCGAGAGGACGUGGCGAUGGGGGCGGGGAAGUUGGCGGCGCAGGCGGGACACGCGGCGGUUGGCGCGGCGAUGGCGACGCGGGAUCGAUCGCCGAUGCUGAUGGGAAGAUGGGAGUGCGAUGGGCAAAAGAAGGUGACGCUGGGGGUGAAGAAUCUGAGGGUGAUGAAUGAACUGUUGGGAGAGGCGAAGACGGCGCGGUUGACGACGUUUGUCGUGGAGGACGCCGGCCGCACGGAGGUGGAACCGGGCACGGUGACGGUCGCCGCCAUCGGACCGGCGGCGGCGUCCGACAUUGAUAAAAUCACGGGACACCUGCGUUUGUACUAG